AUGGGUUCUGCAAAUCAGUACCAACUUCUGGAGGCAAGCCAGCCCCCGCCACUCCUAAUUCCAGGCACCGUUUCCGGCCAAAACGCAAGCCCAAACCCCAGUCCGUUGGUAAUUCUCUGAGUCUCUUGUCCGCUUUCCAGCUCAAUGCGUCUGGUCGUAGAAGAUUUGUUGAUGUCUUGCUCAAUGGCCAUGCUGUUCGUCUACAGUUGGACACUGCCUCAGAUAUCACCAUCAUCUCUGAGAGACUCUGGCAGUCCCUUGGCAGUCCCACGAUGCAGCCGACUUCCCAGUCCGCCACAAGCGCGUGCGGUGGUCUCGUACAGCUAAUUGGGCAGCUGCAAUGCUGUGUGUCGUUCCGCGGUACCAGCAUCACUGCGAUCUGCUACAUCACCUAG
Molecule: messenger RNA, 395 nt
Organism: Spirometra erinaceieuropaei
Lineage: Eukaryota; Metazoa; Platyhelminthes; Cestoda; Diphyllobothriidea; Diphyllobothriidae
Source: the annotation of a GenBank genome assembly